Messenger RNA from Odobenus rosmarus divergens (Pacific walrus), 1966 nucleotides. RefSeq names its product WD repeat-containing protein 72-like. Gene Ontology annotation, biological process: protein localization to plasma membrane. Gene Ontology annotation, molecular function: protein binding. Gene Ontology annotation, cellular component: cytoplasm. NCBI's taxonomy places the organism in Eukaryota, Metazoa, Chordata, Mammalia, Carnivora, Odobenidae. The annotation marks the transcript as partial. The transcript has 13 exons. The record is from RefSeq and is a predicted model, not a curated record.
UCCUCUCAGCAUGAGGUCCUCCUUGCAGGCAGUAGCACUCUGGGGGAAGAAGGCCCCUCCACACAGCAUCACUGCCAUCAUGAUCACUGAUGACCAGCAAACCAUUGUGACUGGAAGUCAAGAAGGUCAACUCUGUCUCUGGAAUCUCUCACCUGAACUAAAGAUUUCAGCUAAAGAACUUCUGUUUGGCCAUUCGGCUUCAGUAACAUGUUUGGCAAGAGCAAGGGAUUUCUCGAAACAACCUUAUGUCGUCAGUGCUGCUGAAAAUGGGGAGAUGUGUGUUUGGAAUGUCACCAACGGACAGUGCGUGGAGAAGGCCACUCUUCCUUACAGGCACACUGCAGUCUGUUAUUACCACUGCUCAUUCCGGAUGACAGGGGAAGGUUGGCUUUUGUGUUGUGGAGAAUAUCAAGAUGUUCUUAUCAUUGAUGCCAGAAGUUUGGCUGUUAUUCACACUUUCAUAUCGUCUCAGUCUCCUGAUUGGAUCAACUGCAUGUGCAUUGUUCACUCCAUGAGAAUUCAAGAAGAUUCUCUCUUGGUGGUAUCAGUAGCGGGUGAGCUCAAAGUAUGGGAUCUCUCUUCAUCUAUCAACAGCAUUCAGGAAAAGCAAGAUGUCUAUGAAAAGGAAUCCAAAUUUCUCGACUCCCUGAACUGCCGGACAAUACGAUUUUGCACAUAUACGGAGAGACUUUUACUGGUGGUAUUUUCUAAAUGUUGGAAGGUUUAUGAUUAUUGUGAUUUUUCCCUUCUGCGGACUGAAGUUAGUAGAAGUGGGCAGUUUUUUGCUGGUGGAGAGGUGCUUGCUGCUCACAGAAUCAUCAUCUGGACAGAAGAUGGUCACAGUUAUAUCUAUCAGCUGCUGAACAGUGGGCUUUCCAAAAGCCUAUACCCUGCUGAUGGAAGAGUGCUUAAAGAGACCAUUUAUCCUCAUUUACUGUGCUCUACUUCUGUGCAGGAAAAUAAGGUACAGAGCCUUUCCUUUGUUAUGGGCUACAUGAAUGAACGGAAAGAGCCUUUUUAUAAGGUACUUUUCUCUGGAGCAGUCUCAGGAAGAAUUACUUUGUGGCAUAUCCCUGAUGUUCCUGUAUCCAAGUUUGAUGGUUCUCCUAGAGAGAUACCAAUAACUGCCACAUGGACCCUUCAAGAUAAUUUUGAUAAGAAUCAUACCAUGUCCCAAAGUAUUAUUGACCAUGUCUCUGGGACUGGAACAGUCGGAGUCACUUCAUCAGAGUAUGUUCCAAGUCUUGAUAAACUAAUAUGUGGCUGUGAAGAUGGGACAAUUUUCAUUACACAGGCUUUGAAUGCUGCCAAAGCAGGACUUCUAGAAGGCGGUUCUUUAUUAAAAGAUUCCCUUCCUUACAAAGUUCUCAAAGGCCAUCACCAAAGUGUUACUUCAUUACUUUACCCACAUGCUCUCUCUUCGAAAUUAGACCAAAGUUGGCUUGUGUCUGGGGACCAGGACUCGUGUGUCAUCUUGUGGAAUAUCUUUACUGAAGAAAUUUUGCAUAAAUUCUUUUUGGAAGCUGGUCCAGUAACAAGUCUUUUGAUGUCACCAGAGAACUUCAGACUAAGAAGUGAUCAGGUAAUUUGCUGUGUGUGCAGUGACCAUUCCGUGGCUCUCCUUCACCUUGAGGGGAAGAGAUGCCUCCUGCAUGCCCGGAAGCACCUUUUCCCUGUGAGGAUGAUAAAAUGGCACCCGGUUGAGAAUUUUUUAAUUGUUGGAUGUGCAGAUGACUCCGCUUACAUCUGGGAGAUUGAAACAGGCACUUUGGAAAGACAUGAAACAGGAGAAAGAGCAAGAAUUAUUCUCAAUUGUUGUGAUGAUUCACAGCUUCUAAAGCCCGAUUCUGUACUUCCAGUUGCCUCAGAGACACAUAAGCACAAAAGUGUAGAACAGAGAUCCUCCAGCUCCUAUCAGUUUGGGCCAAUACCUUGCCCUGGUCUGCAGGUGGAGUCUUCAUGUAAG